Abrus precatorius (Indian licorice) is the source of this 3408-nucleotide messenger RNA. RefSeq names its product probable RNA-dependent RNA polymerase 1. The coding region runs from base 1 to 3408 and encodes 1135 amino acids. The transcript is spliced from 4 exons. The record is from RefSeq and is a predicted model, not a curated record. Gene Ontology annotation, cellular component: nuclear RNA-directed RNA polymerase complex. NCBI's taxonomy places the organism in Eukaryota, Viridiplantae, Streptophyta, Magnoliopsida, Fabales, Fabaceae. Gene Ontology annotation, biological process: siRNA processing. Gene Ontology annotation, molecular function: RNA-directed RNA polymerase activity.
AUGUGCAAGACAAUUCAAAUGCAUGGAUUCCCAUCUAAUGUGUCUGCAGAAGAGGUAUGCAAAUUUUUGGAGCAACAUACAGGGGUCCAAACUGUUCAUGCCGUAGAGGUUGGGCAGCAUAAAGAAGGAGAUCCUACGAGAAAUGUUAAUGUUCAAUUCACAGACAGAAGGAGUGUUGAAACUAUCUUGCUCUUAGUUACUCACAACCUGUCUUACAGUGACAAUGUUCUAAAUGCUACAGAAAUAGAACAUGACAUUGUGCCAAAGCCAAGGAUCUUUCCUCACAGCUUGGAUGAUAUAGUAGUGCACUUUGGAUGUCAGACAUCCAAGGACAAACUUAGUGUUCUCUGGGAUCAUCCAAAUGCUUCAGUUAAAUUUGGAUCCAGAUUAAGAAGGAUGUAUAUAUUUUUCCAUUAUUUGUCUAUGGAUUAUAAGCUGCAGAUUUCUUCCGAGAGCAUAAAAUGUAUUCAGCUGCAUCAUUCAUCUGAUUUAACCAAGAAGAUUCUCCUUUUUCAGUUAUGCAAUGCUCCUCUGAUCUACGAAAAAGAUAUUUCCAUAAACAAAUAUUUUAAGGAAGUUUAUGACAACCAUUGGUUUCGAGGAGUAGAUUUCACCCCAUCAUGUAGCAUUGGACAAUCCUCUACUUUAUGUCUUGAGCUUUCUCAAAGUGUUGAGUUUCCAAAAUUCCGUCAGCACUACCGUAAUUAUAAUGAAGUUGACAACAGCAUCUUUACUAUUGAGAGACACCUUGGUUUCUAUUCUGAAUUAAAUUUUGUCCCCAUGGUGAUCCCACCAGAAGGAUUCAACUUGCCAUACAAAAUUUUGUUCAAAAUCAACUCAUUAGUUCAGCAUGGAUGUCUUCCUGUGCUAGCAAUUGACAUAAACUUUUUUCAUCUGGUUGAUCCUAGAAGAGUAAAGCUUGAAUAUAUAGAAAGUGCACUGCAUAAAUUAUAUCAAAUGAAAGUAUGUUGCUAUCACCCAGUACAAUGGUUGGAGAAACAAUAUAAAAAGUACUCAACAAACAGUCUAUUUCCAGUCUCUGGUGCCAUUUCUUUAGAUGAUGGGUUGGUCUAUGUUCAUAGAGUGCAAGUAACUCCAUCCAAAAUCUAUCUCUGUGGUCCUGAAGUGAACCUUUCCAAUCGUGUCUUGCGCAACUAUCCUGAAGACACUGAUAACUUCCUUCGUGUUUCCUUCGUUGAUGAGGACAUGGAAAAACUUCAUUCAACAGAUUUGGUGGCACGUUCAUCUUCUAUAAAUGUGGAAAGAGAAACAAAACUUCAUGAAAGAGUACUGUCAACGCUAAAAAAUGGCAUAGCAAUUGGUGAUAAAAAGUUUGAGUUUCUUGCCUUCUCACCAAGUCAAUUACGGGAUAACUCUGUGUGGAUGUUUGCAUCAAGAACAGGACUUACUGCAUCUGAUAUAAGAAAAUGGAUGGGAGAUUUUCAUGAAAUUAGAAACGUGGCCAAAUAUGCAGCAAGACUGGGUCAAUCAUUCAGCUCUUCUAGGGAAACAGUGAGUCUUGGCAGCCAUGAAGUUGAAAAUAUUCCUGAUAUAGAGUUGAGAAGAGGUGAAAUUAAAUACUGUUUCUCUGAUGGCAUUGGGAAGAUAUCUGCUGAACUGGCUGAAAAUGUGGCUAAAAAAUGUGGUUGUAGAGAUAAAAUUCCAUCUGCAUUUCAAAUCAGAUAUGGUGGGUACAAAGGUGUUGUUGCUAUUGAUCCAACUUCAUCAACUAAACUGCUCUUAAGAAAGAGCAUGUGCAAGUACAAGUCAGAAAACACAAAACUAGAUGUGCUGGCAUGGAGCAAAUACAAACCUUGUUUCCUUAAUCGUCAAAUAAUCACUCUCUUGUCCACACUUGGGGUUAAGGAUCGAGUCUUCAGAAAGAAACAAAGGGAGACUGUUAAUCAACUGAAAAUGAUAUCAAUAAAUCCGUUGAAGGCAAUAGACUUGAUGCCACCAGGAGAGAUUAUAAACCUUUUAAGGGAAAUGCUCAUUUGUGGCUUUCAUCCAACCAAGGAGCCGUUUCUUUCCAUGAUGUUGCAAACAUUAUGUGCAUCAAAAUUACAGGAAUUGCAGCUCAAAACUAGGAUAUCUGUUAAGAAAGGAAGAGCAAUGUUAGGAUGCUUAGAUGAAACUAGGACAUUAAAAUAUGGAGAGGUAUUUGUGCAGAUAUCUCACCUAAGAAAUAAGCAAUUUCAUGAUAUGUCCUCUCUUUCUUCUAAUAGAUAUGGAUCAAACCAAAGUAAACAUAUUAUUAAGGGAAAGGUGGUUGUAGCUAAAAAUCCCUGCCUGCAUCCAGGAGAUGUUCGCAUUUUAAGAGCAGUGGAUGUACCUUCCUUGCAUCAUAUGGUGGACUGUGUUGUUUUUCCACAGAAGGGGAGAAGACCACAUCCUAAUGAAUGUUCGGGAAGUGACUUGGAUGGAGAUAUCUACUUUGUCAGUUGGGACCCUGAUCUAAUUCCUCCUCGUCAAGAAAAUCCCAUGGACCAUACACCAUCUCAAGCUAUGAAUGUCGAUCAUGAUGUUACAUUACAGGAUAUUCAGGAGUAUUUUGCCCACUACAUGGUUAAAGACAGCUUAGGAAUUAUUGCAAGUGCACACACUGUCUUUGCUGAUAGGGAUCCUGAAAAGGCAAUGAGCUCUUCAUGUAUUGAGCUUGCAAAGCUACACUCUGUGGCUGUUGAUUUUGCAAAAUCUGGUGUGCCAGCAGAAAUACCACAGCAUCUACGCGUGGAAGAGUAUCCGGAUUUCAUGGAAAAGUCAGACAAGCCAAGUUAUCAAUCAAAUAGCAUAAUAGGAAAGCUUUAUCGUGACGUGAAGAAUGUGGCACAACAAAAGAGCCUUACUAAGCCCUUCACUAGAAAAGUGGCAAGGGAAUCAUAUGACCAUGACAUGAUGAUUGAUGGUUUUGAGAAGUAUACAACUAUUGCUAGUGAAUACAAAAACAUGUAUGAUUUCAAGUUGGUAAGCCUAAUGGAUUACUAUGGUAUAGAGACAGAAGCAGAAAUAAUCAGUGGCAAUGUCUUGAAAAUGUCAAAAUCCUUCAAUGAAAGAAAGGAUUUGGAAGGAGUUAUUCAUGCGGUGAUGUCACUAAGAAAGGAAGCUAAGAGCUGGUUCAAUGAGAUGAUAAGCAAGUCAAAUUCUCAAAGUGAUAAUGCCUAUGCAAUAGCAUCAGCUUGGUACCAUGUUACAUAUCAUCCUAGUUACUGGGGAUGCUACAAUCAGGGAAUAAACAGGGAUCAUUUCCUCAGUUUCCCAUGGUGUAUACAUGACACUCUCAUCCAGAUAAAGAAGACCAAAGCUAGUCAUAGGAAUUACCGAAUUAAGCUUUGGACAUUACUGAAACUGUUUCCUUUGCUACUGUUUUGCUUCCUAUUGUGGAUAAUAGUGCAAUAUCCAAUUGAUUGA